Aspergillus lentulus is the source of this 975-nucleotide messenger RNA. Lineage: Eukaryota; Fungi; Ascomycota; Eurotiomycetes; Eurotiales; Aspergillaceae. The record is from RefSeq and is a predicted model, not a curated record.
AUGCCAUCAAGCAAUCCCCAGCACCCGUUAAACCCAUUUGUUGAAGACGUUAGCGAUGAAGCAAAUGGGAAUCCUCAGUCAAGACAUUUUGACGCACAGCGCAAGCUAUUCUCAUGGUCGGAGAUUUGCAAUCAGCAUGAGUCCGUCCUAUUGUCUCAUCUGGAGAUGCUGAAUGGUGUGAAGAACCAAGUCGCGGGCGACGGGGACUCCUUCCGACUGGUUUCUUCGAUGGCCGACAAGACGAACAAGUUAGUGAUGCAAUUCAGGGUAAUCAAGAAACAACUCAUGAAUAGUAAGUCUGGUCCCGAUUUCGGCCGACAUCCAGACAGGGAAAAGGAAAUUGACGAGGACGAAGAACGGAAUCCCUCUACGGGUGUGCCUGAGGCAGGGGGAAAUGGCAACAGUGACUCGUUACGAUGUAAUCACCCAAAAGAAAGAGAAAGAGGAGGGAAGAAGCACAAGCGGGCGAGAGUGGACGAGGACGCGGAUGAGGAUGUGGAAGUCAUGCAGGCAGAGCUCCAGCUGAUGCAGGCGCAGGAGGACCGGCCGUAUGCGGCGAUUUCUCGGGGUUCGAAGCGCAAGCGGCUGGAUCUAGCUAUUCCCGGCGCCGAGCAGGAAGUCGCAGAUGUGAUGCCUGUGGCAUUAGAGACGGAGGAUAUUUCAGAGGAAGUCCAGCGGCGAUUGAAAAUCAAGGAGGAGCGACGCAAGAAGAGAGAUGCUAAGCCCGAGAAGAGGAAACGGGAUAGUCUUGCGUCGAACGGGAGCGCUUCUGCCUCGUCGCCUGGCGGUGUCGCAAGGCCUAGGAAGAAGAAGGUCAAGGCUAGUGGUGCAGGAGAGGAGGGGAGUGCUGAGACCCCCAAUUCUUUCUCGCAGACAUCAAGUGGCAAAUUUGGAGCGAGAAAGCGCGACCCAGAGAUUCUGGACGAAAUGACAUCGACGUCAGAAGUGAGAAAAAGACAGCGAAAAGUUUCCUGA